AUGGCAUCCAAAACCACCUACAUCUUUGCUGCUAUUGCUGCUCUUAUCGUGGCUUUACUGAUCGUUUGCAUUGGACUCCUUAGUGCAAUCUUCGUUAAUCAGCAAAAGCAGCCUCCAGUCCCUAAUGCAAAUGUAAUCAAAAAUGUUGUCGUUUUGGCUGAUGCCUCAUCGGGAGUUGACGAAAUGAUCCUCACUAAUGAAGCCGACUUUUUGAGCAAAUAUUUUCGUGACAGUCUCUUGAAACCUUCAAAAGAUUACACAGUCAAAAUAGCAGCCAGUGCUUUUGCUUCACAACUCAGCUCGGAACUCAAUUACGUUGAUCUAAGUGAUGCAGAUGAAGUUAACAAACUUGCAGACAAGAUUCGCAAUAGUCAUACUGAUCAACCACUGGAUAUAGGAGCUGCACUUUCCUCGCUGAUUAAACGAAAACAAAUGACAAUAUUCGCCGCAUCUCCACUUGGACAGUAUACAUUGGUUUUGAUGGCUUCUGGUCAAGGAAAAAAUUAUGAAACUGCGAAGGCCAAUGCACAAACACUAAAGGAUAACGGUAUUACACUCAUCACAAUCGAUUUGAAUGGGAAUCGUGAAGAAUUGAACGAUAUUGCUUCUUCAGUUGAAGAUUCCUUUAAUGGAAAGCCAAUUUCAUCUGGUGACACCACUGGUAUGUCACAAUUGGCAAAGAGAAUUUCGGAUGUAGUUGAUCAACAACCACCAGUAACAAUACAGCCAUCGACCGAAACACCAUCACAGCCACCGACCCCAACACCAUCACAUCAUCCACCAGCUAACACAAGAGUUCUGAUUCUUGUUGAUGGUUCUAAAGGUAUAACACAACCACAAAUGAUCAAGCAAACUGCAUUCAUCGAGAACCAAUUGAGAGAAGCGAUGUUAUAUCCGAGUGAACACGGCCAUCGAACCGAAGUAUUGUUAAUAGCGUAUGCAUUCGAUACAAGUCCAGAUAACAGUGAAUACAUCACAUUAGAUUUAUCGGAAUGGGUUCAGCCAGUUAUGAAUACUAAACUAGCACCAGUUACCACAUUUGUUGAACCACUCGAUCUUCUCCAACUUGGACAAGCCUUAACUGAAGUGUCAACCCAAGAGGUGUUGCCAACACACUUGCUGGUGCUAGCUAGUGGACAAGGAACUGAUUUUCAAAAGGCUUUAACAGCAGCACAAAAACUGAAGGAUAAACAAGUUAAAAUUAUUACGUUAGCCACAGUUGGAGAAUCCAGUGAAUUGAACAGUAUCAGUUCUGAUCCCUCGUUCGCUCUGGAUGGACGUGACAUUCUUACUGGGCAGGAUCUUGAAUCAAUGGCGAAAAAUAUCGUCAAAUGCAUCUACCCUCAAAGUGCUCUUCCAUCCAAACCCAAACCACGCAAGCGUAUCAGUCAAAAAGUAGUGUUGAAACAAAAACCAAAACUCACUCCAGCUGAAGUUGCACCUCAAUUACCAGUGAUCACAGCAGUCCCAACUUCAAAUGAUUUUGUUAUUCUCAUCGACGUAUCGACUGGAACAGGUGUUGGAGACCUUGUUAAGAAGGACAGUCUAAUUCCUAAACUCAAUACGAAAUUCGCGGGACGCCCUAAUAGAGUCGAAAUCAUACCGUAUGCUUAUUUCACUGCUGCCGUUGCUGAGAAGUUUACCGAUUUAAGUGACACUGACGAAAUUUUAAAGCAAAUACACACUGCAGAAAUCGCCACUAUCACAUCGUUCAUGUCUCCGCUGGAUGAAUAUAAUUUGGAAUAUACUCUGAAACUGUUGAACGGGUCCUAUUUUGUAAAGAGCACAGAAACGAAAAUCGUUCUGAUCACUAAUGAUCAAGAUAGCACAGCAAGUCAGCAGGUAAAUAAGCAAGCCAAGGAUUACGCGAAGGAUAUCAUUACUGGAACUAAUAAAAAACUUGCUGUUAUUGGCAUUAAUGGUAAAAUUAAGGCUUAUGACGAAAUUCCAAAUAAACCCGAUAUGAAUAUCGAUGGAUCAGCAAUAAAAUUAAAUACGGUACUUUAUUGA
This is a messenger RNA of Anisakis simplex (herring worm), 2010 nucleotides long. The record is from the annotation of a GenBank genome assembly. NCBI's taxonomy places the organism in Eukaryota, Metazoa, Nematoda, Chromadorea, Rhabditida, Anisakidae.